AUGCUCCAGAGACACCAGCGUAUUCAUACAGGGGAGAGGCCGUUCACAUGCAUUGCUUGUGAGAAAGGCUUCACUCAGUUAUCCAACCUCUUGACACAUCAUCGUAUUCACACUGGAGAGCGACCCUUCACUUGCACUGAAUGUGGGAAGGGAUUUGCUAAAUUAACCAACCUUCUGACACAUCAUCGAAUUCAUACUGAGGAGAGACCAUUUAAGUGUUCUGAUUGUGAGAAGAAGUUCAAGAGUAAAAACAAUUUGCGGAUUCAUCAGCGCACUCACACUGGGGAGAAGCCUUUCACCUGCUCCGUUUGUGGAAAAGGAUUUGCGCAGUCUUCCACUCUCAUGAAGCACCAACGUGUUCACACUGGGGAGAGGCCAUUCACGUGCUCUGUAUGUGAGAAGGGAUUCUCUCAGUCUUCCACCCUGCUAAAACACCAACGAAUUCAUAAAUGA
This is a messenger RNA of Hypanus sabinus (Atlantic stingray), 453 nucleotides long. RefSeq names its product gastrula zinc finger protein XlCGF49.1-like. The transcript has a single exon. Gene Ontology annotation, molecular function: RNA polymerase II cis-regulatory region sequence-specific DNA binding; DNA-binding transcription factor activity, RNA polymerase II-specific. Bases 1 to 453 code for a protein of 150 amino acids. The record is from RefSeq and is a predicted model, not a curated record. Gene Ontology annotation, biological process: regulation of transcription by RNA polymerase II. Lineage: Eukaryota; Metazoa; Chordata; Chondrichthyes; Myliobatiformes; Dasyatidae.